Messenger RNA from Penicillium olsonii, 2472 nucleotides. The record is from the annotation of a GenBank genome assembly. Lineage: Eukaryota; Fungi; Ascomycota; Eurotiomycetes; Eurotiales; Aspergillaceae.
AUGGAUGGUGUCAGGCCAUCCCGCCCGGAGAAGCCGUACCAGCGCACCUACAAGGCCUGCAUUCCCUGCCGGCAACGCAAGGCCAAAUGCGACCUAGGAACCGGCCCAGACGGCCUUCCGAUCGGCCCACCAUGCGCGCGCUGCCGAAGAGAACUGCGCGAAUGCGUCUUCCCCGAGAAGCGCGCCUGGGAAAGGUCCCGCAAACGAGCCCGGUCACCUGAGAACUAUGAGCCUGAUUCUUCACCCCGGCAUGUGGCACAGCUGACGGCGACGGAGGACUCGAUUCGUGCUCAGGGUCGCACUCACUUUCGUCGCACGAGUGAAUUGAGUAACCCGGAGGUGAAUAACUUUCAACGGUCGCCUGAUUUGCAAUCGGGGUGGUCUUAUCCGAAUGGCAUUUCGCCGUCUGGUCAUAGCUCUAUUGAUCGCAAUGGGGUUGUUGAGUCCCCGGCGGAUCCGUCACCGGCGCAUUCAUACGAGAAUACGAAGCAUCGGUCGAAUUCUUCGCUGUCGAAUUCGAUGAUGCGGACGGUGGUUGCGAGUGGGAAUGAUGCAUUGAACAUUCUCUUCGAGGCAGCUACCGCUCAAGAGGAUAGUCAUACUGAUAACAGUCCUGAAUCCGUCACUGGGGCGCCAUCAACGGGCCCUAGUAAUGCUCUUACCCCUGGGAAUUAUGAUGCGGCCUUUGAGCCAAUCACCCGUGUAAUACGACCAGUCCAGCUAUCCAAUGCUAGUCAAGACACUCUCAAUAUAUGGGAGGCUUGUCGCUUCGUCAAGAUGGGCUGGUUCACAGCGAGGGAAGCUGUCACCUUCGUAGACCUAUUCUACAAGAACAUGUCGUGUCUAUCGCCGAUUCUCACAGACUUUUACGCCAAUCAUCGCUAUCACUAUUGGCUCAUCACUCGGGAACCAGUCCUUUGUUGCACCAUCCUUAUGAUAUCCUCUCGCUAUCAUGUCCUUCCAGGGGCUGGGGGAGAGUCAAGAAACUUCUUCAUUCACCAUCGUCUCUGGCAGCAUUGCCAACAGCUAACCAUGAGGCUGAUAUUCGGGCAAGAAAAGUCCACCAAAUCUAAAGUCCGAAGCCUUGGUACUGUAGAGGCACUUCUUCUAAUUUCAGAAUGGCAUCCACGGUCACUACAUUUCCCACCUGAGACCGAUGGCUGGGAUGAUGAUUUGAUACCCACGGCACCCAGAAACCAUGAAGUCAAUGAGUCAAACUCGGCGCCUACCAAUCACUGGGUAGAAGAUAUGAUCGAGCCCGCCAGACGGUCAGACCAAAUGUCUUGGAUGUUACUCGGAUGCGCACUGUCUCUCGCUCACGAGCUCGGAAUCUUCGAAACAGAAGAGAGCAGCUCACCAGCUGAGGAACCAGAAUGGAGAGAUCAGAUGACACUCCGCUGGCAGCGUGUCCAGCGCCUUCUAUACGUGUACAUCAACCAGCUAGCCUGGCGAAUUGGCUGCAUGUCCCCGAUCCCCCAGUCAUUGAACCACGCUAUUCUGGGUGGUCGCAAACCACAAGGCCUUAGUCCGCCCGGCAGCACCUGGCUCACCUUCAUGGAUUCCUGGAUCGAGCUAACCAAGCUCGCCAAGUCCGUGACAGACAUGUUCUUCCCAUCUGCUGCCUUCGCACGCCAGCAACUGCAUAGCGGUCGCUAUGUAGGGCUGCUAGAUCAUUUCCGACCACUCCUAGACCAAUGGAAAGACAAAUUCCUACAGCCGCAGGUCCUCGACAAAGCAUUCUUCAACGACCUCUUCAUCGAAUACCACUUCGUCCGCGUAUACACCCACUCAGUCGGGAUGCAAGCCGUGGUCGAGCGAGCCGUUGCAGAAAACGACAUCAACAACUUCGACGAAGUCCGACCCAUGACCAUCAACCCAACAGACUACGAAUACAUCCAAGAAGUAAUCGACGGAUGUUGUCAGAUCCUCCAAAAAGUAACCCACCUCGCAGAUGCAGGCGCAUUACGAUUCUCACCCGUGCGCAUCGUCCUCCGCAUUACCAGCGCCUCCAUCUUCCUAAUGAAAGCACUCAGCCUUGGAACACGACAGGCGAAGCUGCAGGAAUCUCUCGAGAUCCUAGAAAAGAGCAUCAAAGCACUCAAGUCGAAUGCGUUAGACGAUGUCCAUCUGAGUACUCGGUACGCCACGCUUCUGGGCCUGCAUGUAUCGCGAUUGCGUCGGAAUCUACUAGCUUCGUCUCGAGCUGUUCGGAAUAGCCGCGCCGGGACGCGCAGGUCGUCGAUGGGGCCUCCGUCUUGGCCUGAGGGUCGCCCGCAGACCAUGAAUAAUCCUGUGUCGCAGGAGCCGGCGCCGGAUCUGGGGUUCAUUCCAUCUUUGAAUGAUAUAAGUGCGGAUGACUGGCUGUCUUUGCCGUUUGAUCCUUCCAUGGCGCCUUUUGGGAUGGGGAAUAGUGGACAGUUUCCCAUGUAUGAGGGCGGUGCGUUGGAUUUUAUAUGGAAUUUACCUUCGUGA